Molecule: messenger RNA, 1203 nt
Organism: Malus domestica (apple)
Lineage: Eukaryota; Viridiplantae; Streptophyta; Magnoliopsida; Rosales; Rosaceae
Product: phosphatidylglycerophosphate phosphatase 1, chloroplastic/mitochondrial-like
Molecular function (GO): phosphatidylglycerophosphatase activity
Source: RefSeq, a predicted model, not a curated record
CUUAUCCCUGAAAAUUAACAAGUAGAAAUGCAGUCGACCUCAUCAGCUCUACUGCGCAAAUGCUCUUACCCUCUCCCCCUUAACCACUUCCUCUUCCACUUCCACCAUCGACACCCUCGCAAAACCCUCAACUUCCUUCCCCUCCCCCCAAAACCCCAAACCCACUCCUCAAACCACUGCGCGCUUUCCAUCUCUCACACCAACAGUUGCAGCAGAGAGCACCAGGAGCAGAGCCAGAAGCACACCAACGGCGAUUCCGACCCUUAUCAGAACGAUUUGUUGUUUCUGCAGUUGAAAUCCUCCGGCGAUACCGAGGCGGCCAGUAAUCAAAGCCCAGAAGCCCCAAACGACGAACGAGGACGAGACCAAAGAGAGAGCGAAGCCGAUAAUUCCGAGGGACUUUUGACAAACAUGUGGUGGGCAGACGUGAAAGCCGCACUGGGACAAAGGUUCAACUUUGGAGCCAUAGUUCGUUCGGCCAUGGUGCUCACAAAGGACAAGCACUUGGCGCUGCCGCAUGUUUCUGUGCCUGAUGUUAGGUACAUUGAUUGGCCUGAGUUGCAUAGAAGGGGUUUCAAGGGUGUUGUGUUCGACAAGGAUAAUACUAUCACUGCGCCGUAUUCCUUGACGCUUUGGGGCCCUCUUGGGUCUUCGUUGGAGCAGUGUAAAUCAGUUUUCGGACCCGAUAUCGCGGUGUUCAGUAACUCGGCUGGGCUUUAUGAGUAUGACCAUGAUGGUUCAAAAGCUAGGGAGCUUGAAGGGGCAAUUGGAAUUAAAGUCAUAAGACAUAGAGUGAAGAAACCAGCUGGAACAUCUGAAGAGAUCGAGAAGCAUUUUGGUUGUAAAUCUUCACACCUAAUUAUGGUGGGUGAUCGGCCUUUCACUGAUAUUGUCUAUGGAAAUCAAAAUGGCUUUCUCACUAUUUUAACUGAACCGUUGAGUCUCAAUGAGGAGCCGUUCAUUGUUAGGCAGGUGAGGAAACUAGAAACAUCCCUUGUGAAUCAUUGGUUUAAGAAAGGGUUAAAGCCCACCAGUCAUAGGCUGUUGCCUGAUGGCAAGCAGUGUGUCAAACAUCCACCACCCCUGUAAGAAUUAUUAUUGAUAUAAUUCAAAAACAAAGUUCUUCUGUUUGUCCUAGUGAUUUUGUUAGUUUCACCAUUUGUUGAUUCAAAGCAAUGAGAAAUUAUUUAUUUUCUUUCUCCA